This is a messenger RNA of Sphaeramia orbicularis (orbiculate cardinalfish), 2496 nucleotides long. It is a transcript of the gene fastkd2, whose product is annotated as FAST kinase domains 2. The record is from RefSeq and is a predicted model, not a curated record. Gene Ontology annotation, biological process: regulation of mitochondrial mRNA stability; mitochondrial RNA processing. NCBI's taxonomy places the organism in Eukaryota, Metazoa, Chordata, Actinopteri, Kurtiformes, Apogonidae. The transcript has 12 exons. Gene Ontology annotation, cellular component: mitochondrial matrix; ribonucleoprotein granule. Gene Ontology annotation, molecular function: RNA binding. Bases 166 to 2169 code for a protein of 667 amino acids.
GCGAGAGUAAUUUAUAAUGUGAUGUACGGUUGUUUCUGUCUGUUAAAGUACUCUGUGUCAAAUUUUACAUGACCAAAUAAGCGGCUUAUGUUACAUUGGAGCAGUUAUGUCUGCGUGUCGGUGGUCAGUGUAAUAAAGAAGUGUUCCUGAAACAACUGAUGAACCAUGUCAGCCUGGGUAACAGAGGAGCUCAUGAGAUUGGCUCUACGUUUCUGCAGCCGCAGGUCUCUAUGGCAACAGCGCAUCAUCCCAGUAAAUGCAUCUAUCAAGGAUGUAUCACUUCCAUGCCAGCAGCUGUCUCAUGUUUGGAGCACAAGACAAAGUCAAACCUGCUUUAGUCAAGUUAUUACCAAUUCAGUGCGAUAUUACUCAGAGGGUAGCAUUUCGAGUAAAGAGCUGAACGACAAGGAACAUGUUUUUAAUCCACCAGCACAAACCCAGUCUUCAAAUCCCGCCUUAGUGCAGGGACAGCAGAAGCACCCUUUCAUGGAGCUCCUGGCUCAGUGUGGCUCCCCAUCUGAUGUUUUAGAUUUAACCACUGUUUAUUCACCCACAGCACGGCAGGUCAGUAACUGCCUCAGCCACAUGUGGUCCAUUAUGAAGAAAAUGUCUCAAGAGCAGCAUCAUUAUGAACUGCAGCUGAUGUUUGAGCAUCCUGCAUUUGAAAAGUUCAUGCAAAAAGCCAUGGCAAGUGUACAUUACAUGCGCAGUGAAGACUUGGUUUACGCACUUCUGGGAAUGAUUAAACUAGAGGUACCCCAAAAGAGUCGUGUCAUCCAGACUUUUCUCAGAGUCUGCCAGGAGAAACUUAAUCACUUUGAUGAGAAGAGUUUGUCCAUCCUGGCUUCCUGCCUUCAACAGAUGGAGGACAGCCCCAGUGUCCGAGCACUAAAGGAGGGCAUGAGGUUAUUAGUGGAGGUUCGUCUUCCCGAGAUUAAGAAUGUCAUACCUCUCCAGUCCAUGAUGCGUCUGGUGGGGAAAGACGCCCCACUGACCCUCAAACGGAAACUAGAGGUCAAGGCUUUGUCGAUGACAGACCAGUUCAGUCUUCCCAACGCCCAGCACAUGAUCUACACGAUGGCAACAAUGGGUUUCCACUCCAAACCGCUGCUGGCAAUCUGCAGUAAGAAAGUGACAGAAAACCUCCAUGGAAUCCCCUUCAACAGACUGUACAAAGUGAUGCAGUCCUCUAAAGAGCUACUGUACAGAGACUUGGAAAUGCUCACUGGCAUUUCAGAUUACGUCGCCUCCACGAUAGACAUUUGGACGAAUAAACAGGUGCUUCUCUUUCUGUCUGUAUUCGAGAGUCUUGUUUUCUGCCCCACGGCCUUAAUGGAGGUGUACGCUGAGAAGGUGAUCGCCAAUCCAGACGCUCUGACACUCAGAGACCUCCUCCUUGUCCUCAAGGUGUACUCCUCUUUGAACUAUGAUCUGCGGCAUCACAGACAACCGUUCCUAGACAGUCUCAGUCAGGCUCUGGACUCGUAUUUACCAAAGAUGUCUGGUUAUGGGCUGUUACAGGCGGUUUACUGUCUGUGUCUCCAGGGCCACUUCCCCUCUGCACCACUGGAGCAUCUCCUUCAGAGCAGUACACUAGAGCAGCUCCGCACCACAGCUCCCCGGUUUCUCCCAUACCAGGAGAGAAAGUUUCAGGUAGUGGACUUGUGUCUCCGUCUUGACCGUCCUCCCCUCCCUCAGCCCUUGACUGUUCCCAGAUCUGUCUUGGGAGACCCAGCGCCCAUCAAUCCAUUAUUCAACAAUCUGAUCUUGGAGGAUCUUCAGCGUAUAGUGGGUGAAGAAGGCUGGACGCUGCAGGAAAAGGUGGUAGUGGAGAACAUCUACGUCAUCGACAACGUGAUAACCAAACCUGAGCCCAGAAGAACCUCUGUGACUGAAGGAGAGGAGAUUUCUCCAGUAGAGAGCAGUCAAAGAAUUGUGCUAAUAUGCAUGCCACACUCGGGUGUUUGCUACGGUACGUCCAACCCUCGUGGGCAUAUGGCUGUGAAGAUUCGCCACCUGAGGAUCCUGGGAUAUGAACCUGUCCUGGUAACAGAACAGGAGCUGCAUUCUGUGUCUGAAGAGGAGAGGGCAAAGCUCCUCAGGGAACGAAUAUUUACAGGCAAACACACAUCAGAUACACAAUCAAACACAGAGCAGCCGGAAACCUAAAGAUUGAUGCGGUUUUAUUUCUUGACAUGUUGAACCUGUGUUUAAUGUAGAAGCAGUUGCAGUCUGAGCAAACUGAGAAUAAAUCCAUGCUUAAAAAACAAAAAGCCAGUUGUCUUUUACAUGAACUUUUGAUAUUUUCUUGUGUAUUCAGUGAUUCUCUGCUAAAAAUCAGGUCUUAAUCCUGAAAUAAUCUAUCAUUUUUGUGUCACCGCUGCAGUUACUUGUACAUAAAGUACAAAAUGGCAAAAUAUUGAUUCAGUUCAUGCACACACUCAGUGUAAUGUAUUAAGUAAAUGAUGCUGUGAAUUAAAACCUGUAUGAGUAACA